UUCUCCUGAGGUUCUCCUGAGGUUCCCCCAAGGUUCUCCCGAGGUUCCCCCGAGGUUUCUGAGGUUCCCCCGAGGUUUCUGAGGUUCUCCUGAGGUUCCCCCGAGGUUUCUGAGGUUCUCCCGAGGUUCCCCCAAGGUUCUCCCGAGGUUCCCCCAAGGUUCUCCCGAGGUUCCCCCGAGGUUUCUGAGGUUCCCCCGAGGUUUCUGAGGUUCUCCUGAGGUUCCCCCAAGGUUGCUGAGGUUCUUCUGAGGUUCCCCCAAGGUUCUCCCGAGGUUCCCCCGAGGUUUCUGAGGUUCCCCCAAGGUUUCUGAGGUUCUCCUGAGGUUCCCCCAAGGUUCUCCCAAGGUUCCCCCAAGGUUCUCCCGAGGUUCUCCCGAGGUUCUCCUGAGGUUCUCCUGAGGUUCCCCCAAGGUUGCUGAGGUUCUCCUGAGGUUCCCCCAAGGUUCUCCCGAGGUUCCCCCGAGGUUUCUGAGGUUCCCCCAAGGUUUCUGAGGUUCUCCUGAGGUUCCCCCAAGGUUCCCCCAAGGUUCCCCCGAGGUUUCUGAGGUUCCCCCAAGGUUGCUGAGGUUCUCCUGAGGUUCCCCCAAGGUUGCUGAGGUUCUCCCGAGGUUCCCCCAAGGUUCUCCCGAGGUUCCCCCAAGGUUCCCCAAGGUUCCCCCGAGGUUUCUGAAGUUCUCCUGAGGUUCCUGAGGUUCUCCCAAGGUUCCCCCGAGGUUCCUGAGGUCCCCCCGGGGCUGUCCCGUGCCCCUCCCGCAGCUCGGCUCCCAUGCCCGGCCCGCGAUGGAGCUCGGAGGGGACGCGGUGCCCUGCGGGAAGGACAAAUUCAUCUCCAGGAAUGAGCUGCUCCUGCACCUGAAGACCUACAACAUCUACUACGAGGGGCAGAACCUGCAGCUGCGGCACCGGGAGGAGGAGGGGGAGCUGAUCGUGGAGGGGCUGCUGAACAUCUCCUGGGGGCUGCGCCGCCCCAUCCGCCUGCAGAUGCAGGACGACAACCAACGCAUCCGCCCGCCGCCCUCCUCCUCCUCCUGGCACUCGGGCUGCAACCUGGGCGCCCACGGGUCCGUGCUGAAGCCCAGCACGCUGCCGGACAUCCCGCUGGCGGAUGGAGACAGCGCUCCCGGCACGGAGAACCCCGGGAACGGCGCAGCCCCCAGGCCGGCGGAGGAGGCUCCACAGCUGAUGAGAACCCGCAGCGACGUCGGCGUCCGGCCCCGCGGCAGCGCCCGCACGCCCGGGGAGAUCCUGCUGGGAUCUGGGGGAUCCGUGGGAUCCUGCCGGGAUCCGCGGGAAUCAGUGGUAUCCUGCUGGGAUCGUCAGGAAUCCGUGGGAUCUUGCCAGGAUCCGUGGGAUCCUGCUGGGAUCCGCGGGAAUCCAGUGGGAUCCUGCCGGGAUCCGUGGGGAUCCAUGAGUUCCUGCCGGGAUCCUCGGGGAUCCGUGGGAUCUUGCUGGGAUCUGUGGGAUCCUGCCGGGAUCCGUGGGAAUCAGUGGGAUCCUGCUGGGAUCAGCGGGAAUCCAUGGGAUCUUGCUGGGGUCCAUGGGAUCCUGCUGGAUCCACGGGAAUCCACUGGGAUCCUGCCGGGAUCGGCAGGAAUCAGUGGGAUCCUGCCGGGAUCUGCUGGGAUCCGUGGGAAUCCAUGGGAUCUUGCUGGGAUCUGUGGGAUCCUGCUGGGAUCCACGGGAAUCCAGUGGGAUCCUGCCGGGAUCCGUGGGAUCCUGCCGGGAUCUGUGGGAUCCUGCCGGGCUCUCAGCGCUGAUCCUGCCCCCCAGACCUCGGUGUUCACUCCCGCCUACGGCUCCGUCACCAACGUGCGCAUCAACAGCACCAUGACCACGCCGCAGGUGCUCAAACUGCUCCUCAACAAGUUCAAGAUCGAGAACUCUGCAGAGGAGUUUGCUCUGUACAUGGUGCACACGAGUGGAGAGAAGCAGAAGCUGCGCGGCAGCGAUUUCCCCCUGCUCGCCCGCAUCCUGCAGGGCCCCUGCGAGCAGGUGUCCAAGGUGUUCCUCAUGGAGAAGGACCAGGUGGAAGAGGUCACCUACGACGUCGCCCAGUACAUCAAAUUUGAGAUGCCCAUCCUCAGGAGCUUCAUCCAGAAGCUGGAGGAGGAGGAGGAUCGGGAGGUGAUGAAGCUGAAGCACAAGUAUUCCAUCCUGCGGCUGAUGAUCGAGCAGAGGCUGGAGGAGAUUUCCGAGGGCCCCACGGCGAUGUGAGCGUCCGUGGGAUGCUCGGCACCGAAUCCCAACCCCAAAAUCUGCCGGGGAAUCACCGAAUUCCAACCCCAAAAUCUCCUGAAUCCCAACCCCAAAAUCU
Molecule: messenger RNA, 2315 nt
Organism: Cyanistes caeruleus (blue tit)
Lineage: Eukaryota; Metazoa; Chordata; Aves; Passeriformes; Paridae
Source: RefSeq, a predicted model, not a curated record